AUGAAAACACAGAUGGCUAAUAUCAACGCUCAUAACGUUGGCGAAGAGGGUACACUUUUCCGCGUCUUACCUGUAGUUUUGCACGCGGGUGCUAAUAGUGUGUCAACAUAUGCCUUUAUAGACGACGGCUCCUCUCUCACUCUAAUCGAUGAAGAACUGCUGCAACAGCUGAAUGUGAAGGGCACCCCACAGCCACUUUACCUUCGCUGGACAGGCGAUGCACAUCGCUACGAAGACGAUUCAGUUACUCUCGACCUUGCCAUAUCAUCCAAACUCGGGAAUGAAAACUUGCCUCUGAAAGCAGUACAUUCUGUUAAGAAGCUCGAUUUGCCCACCCAAUCGCUUGACGGGGCGAAUCUGAAGGCAAAGUUUAAAUAUUUAAGGGGCUUGCCAUUACAGUCGUAUAACAACGUAACAUCGAAACUUUUAAUUGGGCUAAACAACGCCACACUUGGAUCCGCCAUUAAAUCCAGAUUAGGUGAUGACUACGCGCCUAUAUCCGAGAAAACUAAGCUCGGGUGGACAGUCAAAGGCCACAGAUCUAUAGCACUUCAAGGUGCAACUCAAUACGUCUAUCACAUAUGCGACUGCUCUGAGCAUAAAGAACUUCGUCAGGUUGUUAAAUCCCACAUUUGUCUCGAUAAUUUAGGUGUGGUGGCCAAUAUCCCAGCGUUGAUGUCUAAAGAUGAUGAGCUUUCCGUAGAACAGCUAGAGCAACACACCGUUCGAGUAGGUGAUCGCUUUCAAACUAGCUUGUUGUGGAAGCAUCCUAAUAUGCAGCUACCAGACAGCCUGCCUAUGGCAAAAUAUCGCGCGAAAUGCUUGCUGAAGAAAAUGCAACGUGACCCAAAACUUGCUGAGCAGCUUCAAAAUAAGAUUGCCAACUAUCUGCGAAAAGGAUAUGCCCGGCGAAUGACAUCCGAGGAUGCUGCCGCCAAAAGAUAUUGGUACUUGCCUGUUUUUGCAGUGAGUAAUGCUAAUAAGCCAGGCAAGGUUCGCCUGGUGUGGGACGCAGCUGCUACGGUAAACGGUGUUUCGCUUAACACUAUGCUCUUCGCCGGCCCUGACCUGACAACCCCACUUCUAUCCGUUUUAUUUAAAUUUCGACAAAAACGCGUCGGCAUCACUGCCGAUAUAGAAGAGAUGUUCCAUCAGGUGCGGAUCCGUCCUGCGGAUCAAACUUUUCUGCGUUUUCUGUGGUACGAGCAAAAUAAUACAGAGAGAGAUGACGUUCGGGUCGAAAUGUUCUCCGAGCUGCGCUCAAUUUGUAAAAAAAACAAAAACGCAGCUGAGUUUCGAGAUCAAUUUCCUCGUGCUGCUCGAUGCAUAGUGGAAAAUCACUAUGUUGAUGACAUGUUAGACAGUGUGGACACCGAUGAGGAGGCAGUUCAGCUGGCACUAAACAUUCAAUAUAUCCAUUCCAAAGGUGGGUUUCAUAUUCGAAAUUUUCUUUCAAAUUCAGACCGCGUGUUGAAGGCUUUGAAUGUAAGGUCAGACAAAGCCCUUUGCCUAAAUUUCGAAAGUGAACUACCAACCGAAAAGGUAUUAGGUAUGUGGUGGAUUGCAUCUACAGACCAUUUUACCUUUAGAGUAUCAGCCAAGUACAAGGAAUCUAACUUAUUAGUUUACCAACGUCGGCCAACUAAACGUGAAGUGUUGAGCCUUGUGAUGACAAUCUACAAUCCGCUUGGACUCAUCGGAUUUUACGUGAUAUUUGCGAAAAUAAUCUUACAGGAGAUAUGGAGAUCAGCUUGCGGCAUUCCUGACGAGCAGUUUACAAAGUGGCUUCGAUGGAUUCGCCUUAUUCCAAAAAUUGAAAACAUGCGUAUUCCACGCAACUACAUACGCACCGAGUUUGACAGCCCGCCUCAAAUAGAACUGCAUACCUUUGUCGAUGCUAGCGAGUCAAGCUAUGCAGCUGUGAGCUACAUGCGUUACUCAGAUGGUAAAAUUGUUGACUGUGCGAUGGUUUCUAGUAAAACUAGAGUCGCACCACUUAAGGUGAUGUCUAUUCCUCGGCUGGAAUUGAAGGCAGCGCUCUUGGGAGCUCGUCUCUCUAAGCACGUCAGAGAAUCACACUCCAUUUCAAUUGCCACUUCCACAUAUUGGUCCGACUCGCAAACAGUUACAAACAGUUCGUCGCCUUUCGAGUCAGCGAAAUUUUGGAGUUUACCAAGGUGGAUGAGUGGCGUUGGGUGCCAACCAUCCACAAUGUUGCCGAUGAAGCAACAAAAUGGCAUGGAGAUCCCGAUUUUUGUAAUGAAAGCCGUCUACAGGGACCCGCAUUUUUAA
Molecule: messenger RNA, 2292 nt
Organism: Rhagoletis pomonella (apple maggot)
Lineage: Eukaryota; Metazoa; Arthropoda; Insecta; Diptera; Tephritidae
Exons: 1
Coding region: 1-2292 (763 amino acids)
Source: RefSeq, a predicted model, not a curated record